This is a messenger RNA of Megalobrama amblycephala (Wuchang bream), 2324 nucleotides long. RefSeq lists its product as uncharacterized. NCBI's taxonomy places the organism in Eukaryota, Metazoa, Chordata, Actinopteri, Cypriniformes, Xenocyprididae. The record is from RefSeq and is a predicted model, not a curated record. Gene Ontology annotation, cellular component: nucleus. The coding region runs from base 527 to 1729 and encodes 400 amino acids. Gene Ontology annotation, molecular function: DNA-binding transcription factor activity; DNA binding. The transcript has 13 exons.
CCUACUGAAGCACCCGCUUCGAAUGUUAUCACUCGAUUGAAUGGGCGUUAUCAGUGGUUAUCAGCUCAUAGAUAUGGGCCAGAAGGGGCCUGCUGCGCCUACUGGUAGGCUCAGAUGGCUGUUAUCAUCCAUCUACAUGGUUAAUCACCGAUACAAAUACAAGAGACGAUUCCAGAUCCAAUCAGAUCGGAAGUUCACUGGAUGACGCGGCAUCGUUGCGGUAUUUCCCGCCGGUUGAUAUUUUUCAGUAUCGCGAGAGUUUCUCCAUGCGAGUGAACGUUAUGAAGUGAGAUCGCGAGACUUGGCUCAUACGAGUAAACGCCAUCACUGAGAGCAUCAUUCAUCUCUUCUUAUCAUUUUCCCUGUUUAUUCUCAGCAUCAAUUUCCAGUGUGUGGUAAGUUUGUUUUAUUUAUUUCCAUGCUCUAUGUCUGUUGAACAAUCCAAAUUUUGUUUUGGGCUGUUUAGAGAGCCCAUUCACAAAUCUAUCUUGUGCAAGUUUCUCUCUGUUUAUGUUUUAGGUUGAAGAUGGCCCAGAGAGAGAGAACUUGCAUUAAUGACGAACAGAAAGAAACUCUGAAAACAUUUUUUAAAGAUGGCAUGACCCGAGUUGGGUCAGAAUUGAUUCCCAGAGCGGCAUCGGCUACGGGUUUGGACACCAGUGUCAUAGAAAACUGGAUUGGUAAUUACAAAAGGAAAGCUUCUUCUGAGCCUCGGCCAUCAAAGGCCAAAGUACAUGUUAGAGAACUUUCCCCAUAUAAUCUCUUUUGUAGAGACGUACUGUCAAACAAAGGCACAAUGAAUGACAUCAAGGGUAGGUGGGCCACAUUGGGGGAAGAUGCAAAAAAGAAAUACAGUGAAGAGGCAGCAGCACUGAGGGCAUCUGGACAGGCCCUUAGCCCUGAAAUGAGAGAUGCCCGAAUUAAAAUGCACCUGAAGAAGCUAAAGUUAGAGGUGUCUAAGCUUGAGGAUUUGGGUGUGGAGACGGCCAUAUUAUCUUUUGACCGCCAACGUUCCAGCUUAGAAGUAUACGAAGUAAGCAGCAAAGGGGCCACUGAUUUUCUAGACAAAACGGACACGGUCAACAACUUUGCACUGCAUUUCAAAGCCAGCUCCUCAGCCGCAAAACCCAGUACUAAAGUCGGUGUGCUGGUAGGAAAAGUCCAAGAUCUUUUCAACCAAAAAUAUAAGGAGGCCGGAGGUACUGGAAGGCUGCCCUACCAGUCCCUGGUGAAUCAGGGCCUAAACAUAACAGUUACUGGACUGCCCAACAGCCUUACGCUUAAGAAGCCUUCCUUUUAUGAUAGAAACCAACUGGAAGCCAUUUUAAACGCUGCUGAGGAGAUCUCAUUUGAAAUAAAUGCAGCACAAUGCAACCCCACUAACAUGGCAGAGGGAAUGUCGGAACACAUGGAUGCAGAAGACACAGCAGAUGGCACCCAGACGUCGGUGGAAGAAAUAUUUGAGGCCAUGUUUGAAAACGGUCCAGAAGAACAGUCCUCAGAAACGGCCACUACUACUGUAGCUAUUGUGAUGACUGCAGAUAAAGAUGGAGGCAAUUUGUGCUGUGUCUGCCGGGUCCAUUUCGAUGACAAGAAGAAGAACGCUACAAAGAAGUGGCGUUCAUGGUCACAGUGCACAGUGUGCCAAUCAUGGUCACAUACUGCAUGUGGUUUUAAAAAGAGCAUGUGCCUUCACUGCCAGUGUCAAAACACUAUGCAAACACCCUGAACCACUGCAUCAGUUUUAGAAAAUGUGCUACUUACUGCAUUGUAAGAUGCAUCUUGUUACUUGUUUUUAGUUGUUUUUACUUUGAUGGCCCCCAUCCCUACAAAUACACACACACACGCACACAUGCGCGCACUCUUACAUAAUACAUGCAUACGUGUUUUAAAAUGUAUUAAGUGUUUUCAUCUUUUUCAUUAAAAUAUACUUUUAUGAACCUUGCUGCUAAUGUAUUGUAAUGAUCAAACUUCACUUGUAAGAAGAAAUCUGAUCCCUUUCUUUUUCAUCAUUGGUUCAGCAGGGCUCCGGGUGUUAGCAAAACAGUGGGUCACAGUAUUAUGAUUUUCAAACUAAAGUUUGUCAGGUUUUGCGUGGGAGGACCGGGCGUGUUCCACGUGGAUAUGGACUACCUUUCAAUUCAAAGUGCUGCUGAUCCUGACCAGUCCUGUAGUGUCUGGAGAUUGAAAUAAUCAAUGAAGUUAUGCUGCUGUGCCUCGUGCAUAAAUGUGUUCACAUGCACACACACAUGGACACAUUCCUGUUACCAAGUGUUUAUUCUGUUACUAAUUUUUUCUUGAAAAAUAAAGUUAAACUGUUUUUA